Trematosphaeria pertusa is the source of this 930-nucleotide messenger RNA. RefSeq lists its product as uncharacterized. The transcript has a single exon. The coding region runs from base 333 to 890 and encodes 185 amino acids. NCBI's taxonomy places the organism in Eukaryota, Fungi, Ascomycota, Dothideomycetes, Pleosporales, Trematosphaeriaceae. The record is from RefSeq and is a predicted model, not a curated record.
AGGUCUCCUCAUCAGUGUCUGUUUUCGCGUUUGCCUCCGUCGUAGACGCUUACUCGAACAUGUUCAACCCAGCACCCACUGUUCCAAACCACCCAGAUUAGCUUCAAUUCGCAUUGUACAAGGCGAUAGAGGUCCCACUUACGCAGUAAAUUUGAAGGUUUUACUGGCUUCUUUUCCGGUACGGCAGGCACGCCGGCGACCUGUGCUGCGGGCGUGCUCAUCUCUGGGUUGUGCUGUCGAUAGGGGGCCGGACCGAGGCAGGAGGGCGCGUCUUUCGCUGGGACGGUUGCGGGGGUAAGAGAGAAGGUAGGAGAUGCAGAAAACGAUGUGGAAUGGGGGGAGUAGAAAAGUUCGGAGCUGAGCCUAGCGGAAUGAGAGCUGCGAGAGGCCCGGGCUUUUGGGCGACCGAGCUGUUGAUUGAUGAUGCCAAGCCUUACGACGCUCGGAAAGCGCGACUUGCAGCGCUCACUGUGCGGCUUCGCGAUAUUACUUUUUUCUCUCGCAAAGAAGCAAUGCGCGCGACGAUAAAGGGGACUAGACUACAUCACAGUGCUGUCCUUGUUUCCAGGGUGCGGUUGCACGCCCUGCUCAACAAUGAGCACCCGCCGACGGCGACUUUGUUGGUGCUGAUAGCGGCUCCCCAAAGGGACCUGGGCGUCGGCCAACGCUCAACAAGCCGCGGCACACCCAUCGCGAGGCCAUGUCAGCCUCGAAAAGGCACUGCCGGUAUCGCGCCCUCACCGCCAUCGGACAUUGGAGAAGACCCGAGUAGUUUUCUUCCAGCCCUUGCUGCCGGCCCUGAGCCCUGGCCAGCCACACUCUACGCCUUCAAGCCAUCCCGAGCGUUCGGCAACCGAAGACGCCGUCUGAUUGUGCACCUUAGGACAUAGGUAGAUGUACAUUGUACUCCGCAAAGGUAGCUAACGGGGC